Molecule: messenger RNA, 225 nt
Organism: Colletotrichum truncatum
Lineage: Eukaryota; Fungi; Ascomycota; Sordariomycetes; Glomerellales; Glomerellaceae
Source: RefSeq, a predicted model, not a curated record
AUGAAGUUCGCCGCCAUCGCCCUUCUCUUCGCCGGCCUCGCCGUCGCCGCUCCCGCCGUUGGCCAAGACGUGUCCCCUGACAGCCUUGAGGCUCGUGCCGAGCUUCACGACCGCGGCAUCGUCGUUUCUUGUGUUGGCAAGAAGAAGAACUUCGAGAACUGCAGACAAAACGGCGAGUGCUGCUCCAAGUACUGCUCACCCACUGGCGUUUGCGCUGCCAGAUAG